CUGAGAAAGGGUGUUGUGUUCCGUUGGCGCUGCAGCAGCGGCGACGGCCGUGAAGAGAUCAAAAAGAAGAAAACAAAGAAAAGCACGAAAGUCUCGCAAUCUACCACUCCCGUCGUGGCUAGCUGAGGCGCCACGCGCUUUCGCUGCCUCCGUACGUCGCGCGUUCGCCACCGAGCCGGCUUGCAACUAGGGUGCUCGAAGAGAGUGCGGGGGAGUUUUUCGCUGAAGUAUUCCAGUCGAAAGUCGUCGCUCGGUCUUCUGGCUCCUUGGGUCGGAGUUGUUCUCUCCACCACGUUGUCGUCCAAGUACGCUGCGCUCCAUUUGACGGAUUAACGGAGCGGCGAGUGUGCCGUGGAUUUCGUUGCACCGAUCGGCCGGUGUUAUUUUCUUUCUGGGUGGUGUUGCUUUCUUUUUCCUACUUUGCAUCGCCCGGUAGUGCCGUGUUGACAGUGUGCUUCUCGAUCAGCGCUGGAGACUACGCUUCUACUGAAGUCUGUGGGUCGACAGUUAUCGAGCGACGGGACGUGCGCAGAGACGGCUUCACUCAGUGCCCAUUGAGCUGUCGACAUGCCCGACUCUAAGCCGGACGCCAACGCCAAGACGCCCAUGUUGGGCGGGGGUGGACCAGCGGGGGUCAUCCGGUUAACACAGCCGCCCCGGGGCAUAUGGGGCAAGAUAUCGGCAUGGAUGAAGGAGAACCUCCUGCUGGUGCUGACCAUACUGGGUGUCUUAUUGGGCCUCCUGCUGGGCUUCGUGGCGCGGCUGUUCACUUACGGCGAGGAUGUGAUCAUGCUCGUCUCCUUUCCGGGAGAGAUACUCAUGGGCAUGCUCAAAAUGCUCAUUCUGCCCCUCAUCAUAUCUUCCAUGAUAUCAGGGUUGUCGAUGCUCGACCCCAAGUCGAGCGGGAAGAUGGGCUCCCGGGCCCUGGUGUACUACUUCGCGACCACCAUCUUCGCCGCCAUCGUGGGCAUCAUCAUGGUGACCGUCAUCCACCCGGGCGACCCGUCCAUCAAGGAGGAGGUCGGCACCGGCACGGAACACAAGAAGGUCUCCACACUCGACGCAUUCCUCGACCUCGUCAGGAACAUGUUUCCUGAGAACCUCCUGCAGGCCUGCUUUCAACAAGUUGAGACGACGUAUGUAAAAGAGAAGCCAAAGCCACAUUUUAUCCACCCCGACGAAGUUUUUAAUGCCACCAACGCAAGCACCUACGUGCUGAAGCGGACACUGCAGUUCAAGGAUGGAACCAACGUACUCGGGCUCAUCGUCUUCUGUAUCGCCUUCGGCAUCAUAGCGGGCCAGAUGGGACCAGACGCAGAACUGAUGGUGCAGUUUUUUAGCAGCCUGAAUGAAAUCAUCAUGAAGAUCGUCUACCUGGUCAUGUGGUACUCGCCGUUCGGUAUCAUGUCACUGAUCAUCGGCAAGAUCAUGUCCAUCAAGGACUUGGCGCUGACGGCGCAGCAGCUAGGUCUCUACAUGUUGACCGUGAUCGCGGGCCUCCUCAUCCACGCCUGCAUCACUUUGCCGCUCAUAUACUUUCUCAUCACCCGGAAGAACCCAUUCACGUUCUUCAAGGGGAUGCUCCAGGCAUGGAUCACUGCGCUCGGCACAGCAUCGAGUGCGGCCACGCUUCCGGUGACAUUCCGGUGCCUGGAAGAGAACCUCCACAUCGACAAGCGAGUGACCCGGUUCGUGCUGCCCGUCGGCGCGACCGUGAACAUGGACGGCACGGCGCUUUACGAGGCCGUUGCCGCGCUCUUCAUUGCACAGAUGAACGGCAUCAACCUCUCCAUCGGCGAGGUCAUUGCCGUCAGUUUGACGGCCACGGCUGCCAGUAUUGGAGCAGCCAGCGUGCCCAGCGCAGGUCUCGUCACCAUGCUGCUGGUGCUGACGUCAGUGGGUCUGCCCACGGAGGACAUCUCCAUGAUCGUCGCCGUCGACUGGAUGCUAGACCGUAUUCGCACGUCCAUCAAUGUCCUCGGCGACGCCUUCGGCGCAGGGAUCGUGUAUCACCUGUCCAAGGGGGAGCUGGACAAGAUAGACGCCGAACACGCCCGGCUCGAGCUCGAAAUGGGCGAGGCGGGUCGCAAGGGGUCCUACAUGCGGCGACCCAGUGGCUUCGCGGCGCCGGGGUCUUCGGCGCCGCCGGACUACGGGGCGAACCCUGGAGGGCAAAACUUCGUCAGCGGCGAAGGAAACAGCGAAACGCAGAUCUAAAGGAGGCCACGGCUGAGGCCGAAACGCGGAACGGGCCAAGUUCGGGCCGACUUACACGCCUUCCUGUUCCCUCCUGGGCGCCCCGUUCGAAGCCGCCGUGACGUCACCCGAGAAGUGCACACGGAGGCAACUUACACCCUUGAAGUUUUUUUUUUUUUCCUCCUUUCCACGCGUGCUUUCAUUCUGCAACAAUAGGUGUCAUAAGAGAGUAUUUUACCGUAACGUUACCGAUCUAUCGUCACCGGAACCGCUUCCCGCCUCCCCUGAAAAUCCGCGCAUGCGGAAUUGGCAGCAGGCGGUGUCAGUAAGGAUAUAACGGUAACGCUAUGCUGAAACGUCCCUAACUUAGGUGCGUGCUUCUCAUCAAAACCCUGUGCAGCGCACGUUGCUUUUUUCUUGUAGAUAACUGUACGCUCGUGUAAGCGUUAUCAGAGGAAGGGACUCACGCAGUCACUCACAGGGUUGAAAGCGAGCACGUUAAUUAAUCAUGACAACUGCAUCUGUGCGGAGAAAGCUCGCCUCUAGAAGGGUAGGACUUCCGGGAGUGCACACUGCUGCGCUUUCGGGAAGACUCUGAACAACAACAAAAAAAAUACCCGGAUGACGUCCGAAGCGCUCGCAGAACUUGAGUUCUUGCUACACGCUACGCUCUGCGUACACUCGACGCUCGCCAUUUCUGCGGUCGCUCGAGAACACGACGCAGAUAGGCAUUCGUAGUGCUUCACCGUCGAAUACAGCCCGAAGUGACUUGUAGAAGUGUUGAAGGCGUUGAAAAAAAAUAGAGCCUUAUCCGGUUACGCCCAAUAGCGCGCAGGAAGAGCGGUGGUUAAAGGUGGCUACUUGCUUCACGGCACAACAGUCAAGAGAGCAAGCAGGACUUGCUACAAAAUUUCAUCCAAUACUUUAUAAGACACUCUAUGAAUUCAUAGUGAAUAUCUCUCUAACGUUUCUUUUUCCGCGCUACCCUUUGGGAAAUUGAGAAGUGACUGCCAUUUUCCGGCAAUAUUCAUUGGAGACAGUCUAAGGCCAGCGGCUGAAUUAAGUGGCGAAUUAGAUGGCGUAUUACCUUUGAUUGCCUUGUAUUUGUUUCAUCUGCUCAUCCCGCGACAAAAGAAAGCACACCAGAUGCCGAUAGGUCGAUCAUAAGCUUAGAAACCAAGUGAAAGUCGUCAUAUUGCAAAGGCUAGCUUUUGAAUGAAGCCGAUUACAUUUUCACCAUGAACAUGGCUUUAACGGUCAGUUUUUCGGCCACGGUGCCGUCUGAUUUUAAAUCAGUAACUUCGUCACCAUUUGUCCUGAAGUUUGCGAGAAAGAGGCACGGGAAGGUCCAACGGCAUGCCUGUAACAAGUGUCUGUCACUUCGGGCUUCAUAUUCUACGGAAAGCACGCGAGCAGAUCUGUGCUGAACUAACGUCAGCGGGUGAAUGUCAGCCCUUUCAUCAUUGCCGCUUCUUUUUGUGUCACCUUUUCCUUCCACUUCUUUUGUACGUAUUUACUUGUUCCGCACUCACCGAACCCAAAACACCAGCUGUCUCCCUUAUGCCAAGAUUCUACUGCAUCUAUGUCCUAAGUGGAUAUGCUUCAUCAUGGCUUAUACGCGCAUCAUCACAUUUUUUUCUCUAGAGAUUUAAAGCAAGCAGCUUACUUUGUCAAGGUGUUCCUCUGACUGACUUUUUCCUGCUGUCGUGGUGAACUCCACACCGCAGCAGCUUUUGUGCAGUUAGCUCCAUCAUGCAAAAUGAUGCCAUCGUACUCGUCUAGUACGAGCACAUGUCGGCGGUUUUCUUCAAGCUGCCUUCAUUUCGUCAAACUAUCUCCAUCUCUCCCCUGAACAGAGCUUCAGUUUCAGCUCGUUUUCGCACUGCUGUUGAUAAAUGUUCAGUGUCCAUCAAAUCGCCAUCCCAAGAGCAGGCGCACGCUAAGCCGAACUUCGUAUGCACAUCACAUGCCUUGUCACACUGCGGCAAGAUUGUAAGCGCCGUACCCUAGACUGGAUUCGAUUGGGCCACCUAGUUAUUGCGCCAUUCUCGAUAGCUGCGUGUCAAGAUAGCACUAAGGGAGGACACCAUCGCGUCAAUGUUGCGCUCCGUAGCGUCGUCGUUCGCGUUUGACUGAGUACAAGUUGACGACGCUGUGGUAAAGCAGUGUAUUUCAUCAUGUCUUUCGUGCUCCAAGACUCCCAUUAAAAGGCGUACUCUACGUCUUUCAGAGCUAAUCGCGGUACGCGAUCCGUUUUGCGCAUUCGUGCGGACAAGGUGUGCAUGUUUUGUCUUCAAAAACAUCCACGUUCACGCGAGAUUUCGUCUUGCGAAACCCGGUGAAACGGCGUGGAAUGCGCAGGGAUGCACAUUGUUUCCGUUUCGUUUUCCUUACAUCGUUUUAGGCCCGCACUAGUCGUGGGCCUCCUCUUUCCGGAGUUCCUCAAAAUAAAGAAGGUUCCGGAACCAAAAGCGUCCCAAACGGUGGCAGGGAAACUGGGCCCGUGCCCCCAAGGACCACGAACUGCCUCCACGCUAGAAACGGUUGCACUUGACAAAUCGCGAUCCCAGCGCUAUUUAUAGAACACCAUGGGGGCGUGGAGUGGUGGGGUCGGAGUUGCGAAACCAAUCGCCAGCAGCGAAGCAAAAACGUAAUGGCCGGAAUUCGUACGUUUCGUACAAACACGCUGUCUUGUGGCGGCAUCUCUGCAUAUCUGCCCAAGUCGUCUCUGCAUUGAGUCCGUCAUUGGUCUCUCUUCUUUUGUUGUGCCAGUGAAGCGGAACAACUGGAUUCCAAAGACAUUCUACUCUUUGCUUGGUCCGCUUUUUUUCUCUCCUCUUCUUACAGGCGCCUUUCAUAUCUUUAAGAAACCAAAGUCCUGGUUCAAACAGCAUGUGCUGCUGAUGUGAUUAUUUACAUGGUGGUCUGUAUGUGGAGCCUGCAGACAAAAGCGAAAAAUUCAAGCAUGCUCAGGUCUGGGCAAAAUUUGUUUUACUGAUCACAUUUUAAAAAAAUUUCCGGCUGACAGCAAAGUAAUCUUGACUUUCUGAGCUUACUUGUAUGCGCCUGGUAGCUGAAUUACUAUGACACCUGCUGUUUGAGGUAAAGGGUUCUCACAUCAAUUAAAGACACGCUUUGUUGGAAGUCACUUCUUCACAUUUCUCAUUUCUCUCCUGCUGUUCAUAUGGAAAGCGGGGUAUAGACUAAAGUACAAAGAUAUUUACAAGCAAUCGAAGAACUGCUAUGUCCCGGCGGUUCUAUCCAACAUGCCGAAACCGGAAGUCGUGUCGGCUCACAAGUGGCGCAGCUUCCGUUUCUUUAUUCGUUGCAUCCGGCACUUUUCUUUCAUAGCUCACUCGGGUAACAUGGAAAACUCUGUGCCGAGCUCAGCGACCGAGCGACCCCGCCUAGUAACUUCCUGGCCCGCCUCCAAACACGAGGUGCGGGCGGGUUCUGCCUCGAUGUACGGACGAGUUUGUUUUUAUCAAACGACCUUCAGAACAACAUUUUCAGCGCAGACGGGUGGUAGCGUACAAGGUCAUGUGUUGAUGUCUGGUUUUAUUUUUAUGCGAUAUUUUUGUGCGUGUGUGCGUAUGUCUUCCACCUGUGUUUCCUUCGUUUUUCAAGGCCUUUUUACGUGGCACCUCAUAAUAAACAUUGGUGCAGUCGUCUUGGAUGCAAGCAUUCUGAGUCUGCGAGUUUCACGUAAAAGGGACAUGACAGCUUACUUCACUUGUCAUAUCACACUGACUAAACUGCCUAACACUAAUCGUGGUCAUUUAGAUAUCAACAUAACUUAUCUAAAGCGCUUAAAUUUAUGCUUACUAAGCAAGACUAAAGUGAAAGUGCGCACUUAGACGAGAAUACGAUCACACAUUGAAGUGUGCAAGAAACAAUAGCGCAUGUCAUCCGUGAUUAUUAAGUAAUGUCCUGUACUUCUUUAAAAACAAUGCUACUUAUUGCUGGCAAUCGUUGUGAUUAGGCUGUCUUUACGUAGUAACCUUUGCUGGUUCUAGUUGGUCUACGCUUUCUCGCAAAAGCCAUUGAAGCUCUCUCAAUCAUACACCAAAAUUGAUACGGUUAUAGCUCAAGACCGAAAAACGGGAAGUAUCAGGUUUCACGAUGUUCUUGACAAACUACACCGCGGUUCUAUAGAUAAGCUCCGGAACUAGUUCCAAAUAUGGACACGCUGUCGUAUUCUUCGGUCAUUGUAUGCCCCCCCCCCCCCCCAAAAAAAAAAAAAAGUUAUUCUAGUAUGGUGCCACGAGUCGAUAUUUGCCCAUUUCACUGUUUGCUAUUUGGAGCACUGCGACCAACGACGCAACUUUUCAUGGUUGGACGUAUCAUACGCUGCCACCCUGGCCAAAAUUUCCUUUGAGCUAACUUGAUCCAUCAUUGCUGCUUUCUUUUUUUUUUCACGUGUAGGAGCUUAGCGUAUUUUGCUGAACUGCUUGUGUUAGGUUGUUGAAUACUAGUUAGCAGCUGUCUUCUUCACUUGAUCAUUACUUCUGAAGGGAUCGACGCGAAAAAUAGUGUUUUCCUCUGUACGCAGCUAAGUGAUCUGUGCGAAUCACUUUAAUUGCACUGUAAAGAAAGCGUUCCCCAUGCCGUGAAGAGAACUUUAAGAGAACUGGCGUUUGUGCAACUUCUCUUCUACUUUCCUUUGCUCAUUUUCAAACAACAGACAUUAUUUCAGAAAAAGAAAAUGUUCGCUGUUACAAAUAGCGUUUACUGUUCGUGAUUUCCAUCUUAGCAGACCCUUUAUGCCGCUUUGUUAUUGCCUAAAUGUUGUAUUCCCAACUCCAACAUGAAACUCAUCACUUCAUCAUCACAGAAUAGAGUCAUCAUCACUUAUUGAAUAUGCUGCCUUUAGACCUGUUUACUGAUUCUCUUCGACCUGUGUUCGUUCUUUGUUCAGUGCCAGUGUGCAGUUGAUGCAUAUGAAUGUGUCCCCGUAACCAGCGCGUCUUACAAGAUUGUACUUGAAUGCUUGUAUGGAUGAGGUGCUCUCGUCAGUGCGUUAACAGUCAUGUUUUGUUUGCUUUAAACCACGGCAUGUUUUCUAGUAUACACGUUUUCUAAAUGCUGUAGACUUCAUGCUUACUAAUGUGCUGCAUAAUACCAGCUCUUGAGUAAGAAAUUUGGUUAGCAUAUACGACUAUUUCUAAUGCCCACACUAACAGCAAAACACCUAUAAUGUAUGAAACCCAUUAGUAAGUUCCACUUUAUGAACAUGACUUGCAAGUGACAUUUUCCGCCGUGCGAGUGUCUUCUCAGUGACGACGAAAUCAGUAGCGACAUCGCGUUAUCUAGAUAGCGUUGCCCACAUGUACACAACUAUGUCAUGAUAUUUCUGCCAUCUUUAACAUUGAGUUUUUUCUUGCUGAACACGUUUGUACUAUGUACUAUAGUUUGCGAUUAACUUUAAGCGAAUCUACAGACGACGUACGAACCCUCAAGUCUCCACAAGAAUAAAACUAUUUUCGCAGAAUUUACAAAAAUUUGAUAAUUCGUAUUUACAUUUCACAAUGUCACUUAGCGUUAGGUUACGUUCAACUACUGCUUUUUGCAGGACAAGAACUAUCUUUUUUCUUUUUACUUGUUUUGUCUCGACAACUUCCUUAAAUAUGUAGUCAUCAAAGUACCAUGUUUUAUCUCAGCGAUUCAUCCGCCUUGGUUUUCUUGUGUUUUGGUGUUUCUUUUGUGGCAUAGUUUUAGUAACAUGAUUCUGUACACAAUGGGAAAUUAAAUCAUUCACUGAAUUAAACAAUAAAAAGCUGUUUGUUUUGUUC
Molecule: messenger RNA, 7988 nt
Organism: Dermacentor silvarum
Lineage: Eukaryota; Metazoa; Arthropoda; Arachnida; Ixodida; Ixodidae
Product: excitatory amino acid transporter
Exons: 10
Coding region: 568-2217 (549 amino acids)
Biological process (GO): L-glutamate transmembrane transport
Cellular component (GO): plasma membrane
Molecular function (GO): glutamate:sodium symporter activity; neutral L-amino acid transmembrane transporter activity; L-glutamate transmembrane transporter activity
Source: RefSeq, a predicted model, not a curated record